Molecule: messenger RNA, 844 nt
Organism: Rosa chinensis
Lineage: Eukaryota; Viridiplantae; Streptophyta; Magnoliopsida; Rosales; Rosaceae
Exons: 5
Coding region: 410-811 (133 amino acids)
Biological process (GO): ribosome biogenesis
Cellular component (GO): nucleolus
Source: RefSeq, a predicted model, not a curated record
UCUAUUAUUUUGUGUGUUUAGAUGGCGCUCUGAAGUAUCUGGAAGAAUUGGGAAUCAUUUUCCUUUGACUAAUCCUACCUUAUCCAGAGAUUUGUUUGACAAGUUGGUUCAGCUACAGUUACGGGCUCUAGGGAAAUGCAUUGCUUUAUAAGGGAAAAGAGCAACUCUGGCCUCUCAUGAAAGAAGCACCAAUGCACUCCUUUCUCCUAUGGGAUUUUCUGAAGCAUCUUCUUUUUCUGGCUGGAAAUAGUUAUUGGAUAAAUUCAAAGCUAGAUGAGGUCAUCAUUUGCAGUGUUCAUAAAGAAAUGAACAGAGUUGCAUCUCCAAUCUGCCGUUCAAGCUAUUGAAGAGCCAUAGUUGGUGUGCGGAAAGGGUGCACAGUGAGGCAUGACAUGUGCUGGAAGUGAAGAUGGUGGAAAGGUUUCUUCAAUUGUUGCAUCUGGCAUUGAUUGCUUGCAUUUGGUUCUGGAAUUUGUUUAAGUUUCUAGUGAAUGCGAGGGGUAUGCAAGUAUGUUGCUCAGUUGCUCUACUUCAAGCUUCUGUUCGUGUUCUUCUUUAUUGCUUGGAGACAUUGGAUGCUAUUGUGGUAGCCCGGGAAGGCUUUUUUUCAUGGGAAGUAGAAGGAGUCAAAUGUGCAUGUUUUCUCAGAAGGAUUCAUGAAGAGCUAAGACAUCAAAAGGAGGUAUUUGGUCCACGCUGUCACCACUUUUUAUCUUAUUGCAUACGGGUCUAUUCAGGAUAUGGCCCACCCAAAGCAGGCAUCAAAAGGUUGCAGAUAGUUCUUUUUGCAGAUGGAAGAUUCUGCAUAUGAGGUGAAACCAGGAACAUACUAUCUCUGUCGGAC